Molecule: messenger RNA, 1161 nt
Organism: Plasmopara halstedii
Lineage: Eukaryota; Oomycota; Peronosporomycetes; Peronosporales; Peronosporaceae
Product: zinc finger ccch domain-containing protein 42
Exons: 1
Coding region: 1-1161 (386 amino acids)
Molecular function (GO): RNA binding; metal ion binding
Source: RefSeq, a predicted model, not a curated record
AUGCGAUCAAAUGACAGCCAAAAGCUAAUUGUAGUAGGAAUCCCUAAAAGUCUGGAUGAUGCACAGCUAUCUGAACUAUUUAGCAAAUUUGGCGCCGUGGCCGAGGCCAAAGUGGUGCUGGAUGCCUCCAAAAUGUCGCGAGGCUUUGGCUUCGUGACGUUCACGGCCGCCUCAUCCAUGCGCGCAGCAAUCAAGGGCAUGAACAAGAAAGUGGUGCAAGGUCGCACUCUAAAUGUGCGUCAAUUAGUACCAAAGGACGAAUUUCAAUCGCAAAAGAAAGAGGUGCCUGACGCAAGUAAGCGACCGUGCUGGCUUUUGCGCAAGGGAAAAUGCAUGAAAGGCGCUAAUUGUCCGUUCUCGCAUACUAUCGAAAGUGGUGAAUUUGGCAACUGCUUUGAGUUUGUACAGACUGGCGGGUGCAAACGUGGUGAUCAGUGCAAAUUCUCCCAUCCUCAAAAGGAGGAAAAUGAAAAGGAGACGAACGAAGAUAAUAUAGAUGUCAAAAUUGUGGGCAAACGCUUGUGCUAUAGUUUUCAGAAUGGACGAUGCCAUCGAGGUAAAACGUGCAUGUUUCUUCAUGAGCUGCUGACGAAUAAAAACAUAAAAGAAAACUUAAAAGAGACGACGCAGCCGCUUAAACAGUCGCUAAAUCAGAGCAACUUGGGUCAAAAGCGAAGACGGAUGCAGGAUGACAAGGAGACCGCCGAAGAGCCAUUGAAGCUAGAAGAGCCGGAUGUUGGCAGUCCAGCCGUGCAGGAAACAACCAUAACGAAUCAAGAGCAGCAAAAGUUUAAGCAGAUCAAAGAAAAAACCGUUAGAUUGAAGAAGUUUGAGUGGAAGGCCAAGCAACAAGUCAUGAAGAUGGAUUCACGGGAUUUCUUGGAUAAAAACGAUGAUUCACCGGAUAACGAUGACGAGAAGCAGGAAGUGGAGCAACGUCCGAUCAAGAAGAUGAAGAAGGAAAAAAUUGACAUGGGUGCAGCAUUUGACAAUAUUUCGGAUGGUGAGUUUGAUUCUGCUUGUGAUGGCAAGAAAGAGAUAGUAAACAAGGAGACGAUGCGUGCGAAUCGAGAAAAGAUGAAGCAGAAUAGACGAUCGAAGCGCAAAGCUAAAAAGACGGCACUAAUGAAACUGAAGACAAAGAACGCGAUUGAGCUAUAA